This is a messenger RNA of Solanum lycopersicum (tomato), 1874 nucleotides long. Its product is annotated as probable protein phosphatase 2C 60. Lineage: Eukaryota; Viridiplantae; Streptophyta; Magnoliopsida; Solanales; Solanaceae. Gene Ontology annotation, molecular function: protein serine/threonine phosphatase activity; cation binding. Gene Ontology annotation, biological process: peptidyl-threonine dephosphorylation. The record is from RefSeq and is a predicted model, not a curated record.
ACUUUCUCUUCAGUGGUUCAAUCACACUGAAUUCAGAAAAAAGAGGAAAAAAAAAAUUAAAAAAGCUGCCUUUUUUUCUUCUUUUAUCUUCUUCUUCAUCUUCCUUUCCAUUCUCAUCUCCCACAUUCAACUGAAAAACAGAUAUAUAGAGAGAAAAAGGAAAACAAAAAACUGAAAAAGAAACCAACAAAACAGGAAAAAGACUUAAUCUUUUCUCUGUAUUUCAUAUUCUUUAACCGUAUAUUCUCAUAAACUCUGGUUGAUCUUUAAUGGAUCUGUAGAUCUAACGUUUAUUGGCUACGUUUAAUUGUAUUUUCACACUGUGUGAUUCAGUAAUAUUAUACCAUAUAAGGCCUAAUCACAACUAACAAAGGGAGUAGUGGUGGAAGUUUUUAGUUUUGGAGAGCAGUUGCAUCCAUUUGGAUGUUGAGGAAUUGGCGGUAAGCAAAGGUGAAAUGAGGGAUGUUAUCAAGGUUGAUAAAUUUCUUGAAGGCAUGUUGCCGGUCAUCGGCGGAUCGUUAUGUACAUAGUGCUACAGAUUCAGCUGGACGGCAAGAUGGACUUUUUUGGUAUAAGGACAGUGGACAACACUUACUUGGUGAGUUCUCUAUGGCAGUUGUUCAGGCCAACAAUUUGCUGGAGGAUCAGAGCCAGAUUGAGUCAGGUUCUUUGAGCUUGCUUGAUUCUGGCCCAUAUGGAACGUUUGUUGGGGUAUAUGAUGGUCAUGGUGGGCCUGAAACAUCACGGUAUAUCAAUGAUCACCUCUUUCAGAAUCUCAAGAGGUCUGCAGCUGAACAAAAUUCCAUGUCUGUUGAUGUAAUACGAAAAGCGUUUCAAGCAACAGAGGAGGGAUUCAUUUCUCUAGUUGCUCAGCAGUGGCUAACGAAACCUCAGAUGGCUUCUGUUGGAGCAUGCUGUCUGGUUGGGGUGAUCUGUGAUGGGACCCUUUAUGUUGCCAACCUUGGUGAUUCCCGGGCUGUUUUGGGGAGACUUGUCAGGGCUACAGGAGAGGUUCUAGCCCUUCAGCUUUCAGCUGAGCAUAAUGCAAGUAUUGAGUCUGUCAGACAGGAAUUGCAUUCUAUGCAUCCGGAUGACCCACAGAUAGUCGUUCUGAAGCAUAAUGUAUGGCGUGUAAAGGGUCUGAUACAGAUUUCGAGAUCUAUUGGCGAUUUAUAUCUCAAAAAUGCUGAGUACAAUAAAGAGCCAUUGUAUGCAAAAUUUCGUUUGCGAGAACCUUUUACGAGGCCCAUAUUGAGUGCGGAUCCAGCGAUUUCAGUGCAUGAACUCCAGCCACAUGAUCAAUUUCUCAUCCUUGCUUCCGACGGUCUUUGGGAACAUCUUAGCAAUCAAGAGGCAGUUGAUAUUGUCCAAAAUAGCUCUCACAAAGGAAGUGCUCGGCGGCUUGUAAAAGCUGCACUGCAAGAAGCGGCAAAGAAAAGGGAGAUGAGAUAUUCUGAUUUAAAGAAGAUUGAUCGUGGUGUGAGGAGACAUUUUCAUGAUGAUAUCUCAGUCAUAGUCGUGUUUCUUGAUUCAAAUCUUGUGAGUAGAGCCAGCUCACUUAGAGGGCCCUCUGUAUCUCUGAAAGGAGGUGGUAUGAACUUCCCAGCAAAAAGUCUGGCUCCCACUCCCGCAUAACUUGGUACUGCUUGACCUUUCCACAGUGUUGUAUACUUUGCUGUAUCCUUUCUGAAACUUGUUAUGACAAGAUCCUUUAGUAGAUUAAAGAGAAAUAACAGAAAGUGCGGCACUAAUUUAUUCUUUUGUUGUGCAAUGUGAUGUUUUUGAUGUUCAAUGUAACGUUUAACUUGGAACAGACGUCUUUAUUAACUUUAUAAGUAGGCAAGAAGAUCAAAUUUUCUUUCUUGAGGAUGAAA